This is a messenger RNA of Eimeria acervulina, 777 nucleotides long. RefSeq lists its product as hypothetical. The transcript is spliced from 6 exons. Gene Ontology annotation, molecular function: GTPase activity; GTP binding. NCBI's taxonomy places the organism in Eukaryota, Apicomplexa, Conoidasida, Eucoccidiorida, Eimeriidae. Gene Ontology annotation, cellular component: Golgi apparatus; cytoplasm. Bases 1 to 777 code for a protein of 258 amino acids. Gene Ontology annotation, biological process: vesicle-mediated transport; intracellular protein transport. The record is from RefSeq and is a predicted model, not a curated record.
AUGCUCUGCUCUCGUAGCUGCGGAGACACCGCAGCACAGCAGCUACAGCAGCACUCACAACAACAGCAGCAGCAGCAACAGCAACAGCAGCGACAGCAGCAAGGGCAGCAGCAGCAGCAGCAGCAGAGGGUGUGGCUCGGGUACCUCACAAUGGGAGGGGCUCUCUCCUCUUGGUUCCCUCGCCUCUUUGGGGGGCGCGAAGUCCGCGUGUUGAUUCUCGGCCUUGACAACGCUGGCAAGACCACGAUCCUCUCAGCAGCAGCAAAGGCAAGCAGCACACAGCGCAGCAUCAACACAGAAGCGGCUGCAGCAAUACCAGAGACACCACCAGCAGAAGCAGCAGAAGCAGCAGAAGCAGCAGAAGCAGAAGCAGCAGAGACGGAACCAGCAACAGCAGCAGCAGCAGCAGCAGCACAAGUAACAACGGCGUUGCUGCAGCUAUUUGUUUGUGCGCAGAUCGCCUACACCUUAACGAAGUCAUACAAACCGUACCCACAAUCGGAUUCAACGUGGAGACCGUCAAAUAUAAAAACAUCGAAUUUCAGGCCUUAUUGGCGGUGUUAUUACCUCAACACUCAAGCCCUCAUCUACGUCGUUGAUAGUGCAGAUGUGGAGCGGCUUCCGGAUGCAAGGCAGGAGCUGUUGCUCAUGCUAGAGGUAGCUGCAGCAACAGCAGCAGCAGCAGCAACAGCAGCAGCGCGAACGCAUGCAGCAGUUGCCGCUGCAGCAGUAGCAGCAACUGCUGCGGGGUGCAACUGCUGCAUGCGCUGGCGCUAA